Molecule: messenger RNA, 2412 nt
Organism: Adineta ricciae
Lineage: Eukaryota; Metazoa; Rotifera; Eurotatoria; Adinetida; Adinetidae
Source: the annotation of a GenBank genome assembly
AUGUCCAUUAUGGCUGGAUGGCAAUUUCAAUGUGCUGCAACAACCUGUUUACCAUUUUCUACUGAUAUUGCAUCAAAUAUUGUUCAGUGUCAAUCUAACUGUUUAGCGCACGUUCAAUGUAAAGCUGCUAGUUUCCACCAAUCAAAUUCUAGUUGUCAAUUGUUUGAUAGCAUGCCGAAUCAAAACAAUAGUUUGGUAUUAACUAUCGGUACUGUUGCUAUGAUGGUCGUCUCUGGAACACGAAUACCGUCCGACUCGAUUACUACAUCAACAACAGUCGCACCAACUACGUCGACAACAACAACAACAACAACGUCGAUAACACUAAUACCUGAUGAAUGCAAUAGCAUGUAUUACAAUCGACCUAGUUACUCUGUUGGCUACUCUCCGCUCACAAUAUCAGUUACAGAUCUGAAUGGUGACAACAAACCUGAUAUAGUUACAGCAAGUUACACUACAAAUACUACCAGUGUUCUUCUCAAUCGCGGCAACGGUACGUUUUCUUCUCAAGUUAUUUAUCCAACUGGUAAAAGUCCUCAGACAGUUGCUACGGCCGAUACAAACGGUGACAAUAAGUCUGAUAUAGUUACGGCCAAUUCAGGUGAAAAUACAGUUACUGUUCUUCUGAAUAUCGGAAAUGGCUCAUUUGCUUCUCCAAUAACUUACCCAGUCGGUAAUUAUCCAUACUCAGUGGCUCUCGCAGACGUUAACAAUGACAAUCAACCUGAUAUAAUUACGACAAACGUCGGCACAAGCACUAUUAGCGUUCUUCUCAAUAAUGGUAAUGGUACAUUCUCUCCUCAAAGUAAUUAUACAACUGGCAAUCUUCCAUACUCAGUUGCAGUUGUUGAUGUAAACAAUGACAACAAAUCUGAUAUAAUUACGGCUAACUUUGGUACAGGCACUGUUAGUAUUCUUCGGAAUACGGGUAAUGGUAUAUUUGCUUCACCAAUUACUUACUCAGCUGGUCCCAGUACGUACUCAGUUGCGGCUGUCGAUGUCAACAAUGACAACAAGCCUGAUAUAAUUACGGCUAAUGGUGGUGCAAAUACUGUUAGUGUUCUUCUCAAUAUGGGUAACGGUACGUUCUAUUCUCAAAUUGCUUACUCAACUGGUACUCGUCCAUACUCAGUUGCAGUUGUUGAUGUAAACAACGACAACAAACCUGAUAUAGUGACGGUUAACUAUGCUGUAAGCACUGUUAGUGUUCUUUUGAAUAUUGGAAAUGGUAUAUUUGCGUUUCCAAUUAAUUAUGCAACUAGCAGCAGCCCAUCAUCAGUUGCGAUUGCUGAUGUAAACAACGACAAUCAACCUGAUAUAAUUACGGUUAAUUAUGGAACAGCCACUGUUAAUGUUCUUUUUAAUAUAAAAAAUGGAAGUUUUUCGUCUCAAAUUAUGUACGCAACUGGAAGCAGUCCACAAUCAGUAGUAAUUAUUGAUGUGAACAAUGACAAUAAACCUGAUAUAGUUACAGCGAACAAUGAUGCGAAUACUAUUAGUGUUCUUUUCAAUGCAGGCAAUGCUACAUUUUAUUCUCAAAAUAAUUACUCAAUUAGCAAUGGUUCGUUUUCAGCAGCGGUUGUUGAUGUAAACAAUGACAAUAAGCCUGAUAUAAUUGUAGCAAACUAUGCUUCAAAUACUGUUAGUAUUCUUAUUAAUACGGGCAAUGGCAUAUUUUCUAUUCGAAAUAAUUAUUCGACUGACUCCUUUCCACGAUCAGUUGCUGUGGUUGAUGUAAAUAAUGACAAUCAACCUGAUAUAAUUACAGCAAACUAUGCUUCAAACACUGUUAGUAUUCUUCUCAAUACAGGUAAUGCUACUUUUUCUUCUCAAAUUAAUUACCCAACUGGCAACGGGUCAUAUUCAGUUGCGGUUGUCGAUGUGAACAGUGACAACAAGCCUGAUAUAAUUACGGCCAAUAAUGAUGCAAAUACUGUUAGUAUUCUUCUCAAUAAAGGCAAUGGUACAUUUUCUUCUCAAAUUACUUACUCAACUGGUUCUUAUCCCCGCUCAAUUGCUGUGUCCGAUGUAAAUGAUGAUAACAAACCUGAUAUCAUUACGGCUAACUAUGGGACAGGCACUAUUAGUGUUCUUGUGAAUAUCGGUAAUGGUACAUUUUAUUCUCAACUCAGUUACUCAGUUGGUUCUUAUCCCCGCUCAAUUACUGUGUUCGAUAUAAACAGUGACAGCAAACCUGAUAUAAUCACAGGGGAGACUGGUAUACCCGCUAUUGGUGUUUUUCUCAGUAAAGGGAAUGGCACGUUUAAUCCUAGAAUCAGUUACUCGGCUGGUAAUUAUCCAUAUUCGGUUGCUAUUGCUGAUUUGAAUAAUGACAACAAACCUGACAUAGUUACGGCGAACAAUGAUGCACUCAAUGGCGCAAAUUAUGUCGGAAUCCUGUUUCAUUGUUAG